UCAUCAACUGUGAAGUUUCAAACAUUAGACUCGGCAAUAACGGUGCACUGUAAUCCUCCACUCAACCAUCGUGUCUGAUCCAGGCUUCAACGCUGACCGGCAUGUCGACAACCUACCUCAUGAAAGCGGCGAGGCCCAUUCGCCGGGUUGUUGCUGGCCCCCAUAUCAGUGGGAGUACUUGGGGCAUUGCCUUCCGCCAGCGAUUCACCACUUCGGCCGUCCGAAGCAACAUCUCUGGAGAGAGCGGUGGUAGUAGCAAUGGUAAAGCACGCCAGACACGAUGGGCUUCGACGUGGCCUCCUGUAUCAGGAGCCAUUGUCAUCGCCACUACCGCCGGUCUCCUUGGCUGGAGCCUGUCAGAAUUUCGGCAUAACGGGUUUCCCGGAACUAUGUUGAUGGAUAGUAUCUACCCUACGCUAGACUAUGCAAGUCUACACGAGAUGGAGCAGGCUAUUGCUGAGAUCAGAAGAGAGAUUGAGGGCGAGGACAUCAUUUCAACGGACCCGGAUGACCUUCACGCUCAUGGAUAUUCGGAGUGGUCAUCAUCCAACCCAGAGGGAUUACCAGUUGCGGUAGCCUACCCCCGAUCAACAGAGCAUGUGUCCACAAUCGCACGGAUAUGUCACAAGUACCGCGUACCUAUCAUUCCGUACUCUGGAGGGUCCAGUCUGGAAGGAAACUUUUCUGCGCCUUACGGGGGAAUCAGUGUCGAUUUUGCCUUUAUGGACAAGAUCGUGCAGUUCAACAAGGACGAUAUGGACAUUGUCGUGCAGCCGAGCAUUGGUUGGCAGGAUCUGAAUGAGCAGCUGGCUAAGAUGGCGAGUGGUCUCUUCUUUCCCAUUGAUCCAGGCCCGAGUGCCAAAAUUGGUGGUAUGAUUGGCACCAACUGCUCCGGUACGAAUGCCGUCAAGUAUGGCACCAUGAAAGACUGGGUCAUCAACCUGACUGUGGUCCUCGCCGACGGCUCCGUCAUCAAGACCCGCCGGCGUCCACGCAAGUCCUCAGCCGGCUACAAUCUUAACAGUCUCUUUGUGGGCUCGGAGGGAACUCUUGGUCUCGUAACAGAAGCGACUCUCAAGCUGGCCGUCGUCCCCGAGGAGCUCUCUGUCGCAGUCGUCACCUUCCCCACGAUCCGCGACGCAGCUGCAGCAGCCGCAGAAGUCAUGCAACGGGGUAUUCCUGUCGCCGCCAUGGAGAUCAUGGACGAGGUGCAGAUGAAGGUAGUCAACAUAGGUGGUGCCACUGCGCCGCGGGUGUGGAAGGAGAUGCCGACGCUCUUCUUCAAGUUUGCGGGGACGAAAGCAGGCGUACAGGAGAACAUUGAUUUGGUGCAGAAAAUCACCAAGACAAAUAAAGGGAGCAACUUUGAGUUUGCCAAGGAUGCGAGAGAGCAGAAGUUGUUGUGGUCGGCGAGGAAGGAGAGUCUGUGGAGCAUGCUUGCUUUGAGGAAGGAGGGAGAGGAAGUUUGGAGCACCGACGUCGCAGUCCCUUUCAGCCGGCUAGCCGACAUCAUCGAAGUUAGCAAGAAGGAGAUGGACGAUUUAGGACUGUUCGCUAGCAUCCUGGGCCAUAUUGGUGACGGAAACUUCCAUGAGAGCAUUAUUUACAACCGGCAGAAGAAGGAAGAAAGGGACAAAGUGGAAGUGUGCGUGAAGAAUAUGGUUAAGAGAGCGCUGGAGAUGGAGGGGACGUGUACGGGUGAACACUCGAUUGGUUGGGGUAAGAAGGAGUCACUAUUGUGGGAGGUCGGGCCAGAUACACUUGGUGUCAUGAAAUCGAUUAAGCUGGCAUUGGAUCCCAAGUGGAUUAUGAACCCGGGUAAGAUCUUUGAUCGUCGAGCGUGACCGGGAGGGCGAGGAGGUAGGCGCUAGUGUUUAGACGAUGGAGUGGCCAUAAAAGGAGCACGACCAGGAGACGCAAGGUUAAUGGCUAAAGGGA
Messenger RNA from Neurospora hispaniola, 1938 nucleotides. Its product is annotated as D-lactate dehydrogenase mitochondrial precursor. The transcript has 5 exons. Lineage: Eukaryota; Fungi; Ascomycota; Sordariomycetes; Sordariales; Sordariaceae. Gene Ontology annotation, molecular function: D-lactate dehydrogenase (NAD+) activity; D-lactate dehydrogenase (cytochrome) activity; FAD binding. The record is from RefSeq and is a predicted model, not a curated record. Gene Ontology annotation, biological process: lactate catabolic process. The coding region runs from base 102 to 1844 and encodes 580 amino acids. Gene Ontology annotation, cellular component: mitochondrion.